CCCCCCCAAGAUCCUUCUCCUCCCAUUGACCCCCCAGAUCCUUCUCCACCAUUGACCCCCAGAUCCUUCUCCACCAUUGACCCCCCCAGAUCCUUCUCCACCAUUGACUUCCCAGAUCCUUCUCCACCAUUGACCCCCCAGAUCCUUCCCCACCAUUGACACCCCAGAUCCUUCUCCACCAUUGACCCCCCCCCCCCCAGUUUUACCCCUCUACCCCCAAGUGCAGAACCUUACAUUUAUCACCAUUAGCCCUCAUUGGCCCCAUAGUCCCCCAAUUACAC
Messenger RNA from Staurois parvus, 281 nucleotides. Lineage: Eukaryota; Metazoa; Chordata; Amphibia; Anura; Ranidae. The record is from the annotation of a GenBank genome assembly.